Molecule: messenger RNA, 3500 nt
Organism: Dinoponera quadriceps
Lineage: Eukaryota; Metazoa; Arthropoda; Insecta; Hymenoptera; Formicidae
Gene: Su(var)2-10
Product: E3 SUMO-protein ligase PIAS2
Exons: 10
Coding region: 1216-3054 (612 amino acids)
Biological process (GO): protein sumoylation; regulation of transcription by RNA polymerase II
Molecular function (GO): zinc ion binding; transcription coregulator activity; SUMO ligase activity
Source: RefSeq, a predicted model, not a curated record
UGGUGCUCACAUCGUCGCGAACGUUAUGUGUAAUCUAACCUAUCUCCGUGAAACGUAGCUGACAGUGCGGACGAUCAUCACUCGCGCGUUGCGCGAAAACGAAUUCCUAUUGCCGAGAGAUCAUUUCGAGCAUUGAUCCGUGGAUUUCUCAUUCUUUACCUUCAUCAAGUCAGAGGAUUGAGAUCGGAGUGUGAAGUCCCCGCCGGGUUCGAUGUAACAGGCGAUAACGGGUGGAGAAUAUAGAACGAAAAUGAGGAAAUUAAAUUAAUCCACAGACAGUAUAAGGUACGAUCAAAAUCGAGGGGAGUCGCGCUUCUCUCAUCGGAGUAACCGGACACCUUCCUGACGAGUUGUACGACCCAAAAGCCAGAAGUUCGAUCCUCGAAAGCCACAGCUUUGCGAAUGCACUGUACGGCGCUCUCGCCGGAAAGGCAUAACCUCUACCCGCUGCGUCACCUCGGCCGCGUCCCAACCUAACCUAACAGGCGGGUGGACGUUCGGCGGCGACUGAUCGCGCCACGGUCCUCUGCGAAGAUCGCUCGGCGCGCAUGGUCCGCACGGACAAAACGUGCUGUCGUCCGCCGACGCGGUAUCAAUCGGGCACGUCUCACACGAGCGGUGGGCUCGUUCAUAUCUCUCCCCGCGCCGCAUCGCACUUGCAUUCGCGCGGCGCCAUCUUGGGAAGAAUUUCGCUUUCCGCAUUUCGAAUGACCGAGUGUCAAAAGUCGAUAGUCGCAUAGUGUCGCGCGCCGAUUUUUCCAUAACGUGUCGCUCGCACGCCGCUGAUCUCCGCGUAGAGAGUGGUGGGCCGCCGCUCGACGACGAGGGAUACGCGGUGAUCAUUCGCCCAGCUCCCCACGUCUCUAUGUGAAUUUUCUCGCGGGAAAGAAAAGAAACCACUUUCUCACAACACGAGAGAGAGAGAGAGAAAGAGCGAAAGAGCCUGUAUAUGCAGUAUACGUGUAUAUAUAUAUUAGCCGCUCUUCUAUGUACAUCUAAGCGCGUAUACAUGCAUAUAUAUAUAUACAUAUAUAAAUACACGCUAAGAGAACCAAGAGAGAGAGACUAGGGUCUAAAAGAGAAACAGCCGGCACGAGGUGCGAGAAGGAGGUCGGCGAAGGUGUAGUCGCACGGCGAGGCCCGCGCGUAUUUUCAAGUCGCAAGUUUCGAAAUAACGUCGGCAAAACGGCAGCGGGAAAAAAGUCGGCGAAGAAGAUGGCGGAGAACGAGGAACUGGAGAAUAUGAUAUUGAGUUUUCGAGUGUCUGAGCUUCAGAUGCUUCUCGGUUUUGCUGGUAGAAAUAAGUCCGGUAGAAAGAACGAGCUGCAAGCACGCGCACUGGAGCUGUUACACUUGAGGUCACAUCCGGCUAUUCGACUAAAAAUCCGUGAACUAUAUAAGACAAUACAUACAUCUUACAGCAUACAUGACGCCGACCGUACAGCUUUCAUAUAUAAAUCAAGGUACUCAGGAACUUCUUUGUAUGUGAGAUCAUCAAAUUCGUCAUGUAGAUACGACAAACCUUAUGUCAGGCAAGAUCAAAUGGCAGCGCAUCAAAUCUACAGUCAAACUGGUAGUUCCACUGAGCCGCAAAUAGAUCAAACAAUGCACAAUAGAAAUUAUUAUUCGACAAGGCAAGCGAUGAGCCAACAACAGCAAUCUCAGGCAUCUGUCUCUGCUGGGAAAGAACUGACUCCAGCUCAUCAAGCGUCCAUACCUCAGGCACCUAGGACCAAUCCAGUGUAUCAAUCAACUGGUUAUACCAAUGUAACAGCACAACGUGCACCGAGCGCAGGAUAUGCAUACUCACCGUAUCCGCCCAAAGUCUUACCAUCACCUUUGCAAAUGCAACCCGCUACGCAAUAUCCGGUACAUCCAGACGUUAGAUUGAAGAAACUUCCAUUUUUCGAUUUAUUAGGAGAACUGCUGAAGCCCUCUAGUUUAAUGCCACAGGGAUCAUUGAGACUGCAAGAGAACACUUUUAUGUUUCACUUGACACCGCAACAGGCGACGGACAUAGCCAGUUCGCGCGACUGUAGAGCCGGUAGCAAAAUGGAUUACAUUGUACAGGUACAAAUGCGGUUCUGUUUGCAAGAAACGUCGUGCGAGCAGGAGGACUAUUUCCCCCCAAAUAUCACAGUUAAGGUCAAUUCGAAAUUGUGCCCGUUACCUAAUCCCAUACCUACCAAUAAACCGGGCGUAGAACCGAAGAGACCGCCGCGGCCUGUAAAUAUCAGUCCUUUAGUGAAACUAUCGCCCACCGUCGGCAACGAAAUACGCGUUUCAUGGUCGGCCGAUUACGGCAGGCGAUUCGCAGUGGCAGUAUACCUCGUCCGAAAGUUAACCAGUGCGGAAUUACUUAGUAGAUUAAAAAACCGGGGCGCCAGGCACUCCGAUUACACCAGGGGCUUAAUUAAAGAGAAACUAAACGAGGAUGCGGAUAGCGAGAUCGCUACCACGUCACUGAGGGUAUCGUUAGCUUGUCCCCUGGGGAAAAUGAGGAUGUGCACGCCGUGUCGUGCGUCGACGUGCUCUCACCUUCAGUGUUUCGACGCUUCGUUGUUCCUUCAAAUGAACGAGCGCAAACCCACUUGGAACUGUCCGGUUUGCGACAAGUCGGCGCUAUACGAUAAUCUCGUGAUCGACGGGUACUUCCAGGAGGUUCUGAACUCGAAUAAGUUAUUGCCAGAUGUAAAUGAGAUUCAGUUGCUGCAGGACGGCUCGUGGGAGAAUCUAGUGUUGAAGAAGGAGAAGGACAAGGAUAAGGAGAAGAACGAGGCGAAAGCCGCGGCCGAUUCGCGGGAGGAUAAGAUCGACGUGGAUACGGUGGAUUUAGACGAGACCAAUCUCACCACACCUGCACCAAAGGAGAAAAAGCGCGCAGUCGUGAUCGACUUGAUAUCGGACAGCGACGAUGACGACGAGGACAACACACCGACUCAAAGUACAAAGAAACAAAACACUAGUAGCAUUUCGUCGCCAAAGAAAUCACAGGCCAGCUCCAUCAGCAGUACAAGCGAAUCUCCCGAAUUGAUGAUCAUUGAUUUAGAAUAAAGGAUUGUGUGAUACACCAGUUGUGCGACACGAACUUUUUACCGAGAUUUUUCUCGCCAGCUCUGUGAGACGCAGAGCAACGACGGCGCUUUUUUUUCCGGCGUUUCUUCUGCAGUCUGUCGAAACUCAGAAGCAUCGGCACGCUGGAACACGAGCGCCGUGGUUCCCUCUCGGGAUGGUCGAAAAUGUGCAAGGAAACUUUCAUUUCUCUUUCUAUUUUUCUCCUACGUAAUUUUAAUCACACUGCAUUGCAUUCCGACAUUACAAAUACAACAGCUCGCGCCGCUUCGUCGAUCUCACUUGGCGAAUUGAAUCUAGUGCUAAAGUCGAGCUCGAUCUGACUGAGAUGAGCAAGUAUUUUAAUACAAUUUUCACUAUUUUAAGAAAAAGAAGUCGGUCCACGAAAUGUAACGCGUAAAUGAGAAUAAAGUUACCUUCAUCUUUUA